UCCCUUCGUAGAACCUGAUAGAAAAAGAUGACCCGAUCCUUGCUCUUGAUUUUAGGAGUAUUCUGUGCACUAGCUCUUGGCCAGCAAAUGAAGUGCUUCUCCACGACACGCUAUUAUGUUCCUCCUUUCAGAGCCAACUGGAUCCGGGCAACGGAGUACUGUUUCAGCAUUGGCAUGCGAAUCGCUAUCGUGCAGACACCGCAAGAACAUAACACCGUUGUCGAGUUGAUCAAGCAGUCCGAAAUCUUCAACAACGCGAGCACCAUCACCUGGCUGGGAGCUAGUGAUCUUGCCCGGGAAGGAACGUACAUCUGGCAUGCGACCGGAAUACGGCUUCAGUAUACCAACUGGCGACCGGGGCAACCGGACAACAUGAAUGGGAUCGAGCAUUGUUUGGCGUUGAUGAACAUUCCAGAGCAGGGUUGGAUCUGGCACGGCAAUGACGGACCGUGUGAGAAUGAGCAUUACUUCGUUUGCGAUAAUGCGGAAGCGGAUAGAUAUGGGGGGAUUUUGUAGUAUUCUGUGAAUGAAUUUUUGUUGGAAACUAAGUGAAAGAUUUUUAUUAACAUAUCGAAGUAAUGUUCAAAUGAUUUUCGUGGGAUCGCUUUAUGCUGUACGAUACACGGUCGAAAGAGCUUGGCAAAGUAACAGUGUUAAAUGAUUUGAUAAAAAAAUACCC
This is a messenger RNA of Topomyia yanbarensis, 679 nucleotides long. RefSeq names its product perlucin-like. Lineage: Eukaryota; Metazoa; Arthropoda; Insecta; Diptera; Culicidae. Gene Ontology annotation, biological process: biological process involved in interspecies interaction between organisms. The record is from RefSeq and is a predicted model, not a curated record. The coding region runs from base 28 to 516 and encodes 162 amino acids. Gene Ontology annotation, molecular function: carbohydrate binding. Gene Ontology annotation, cellular component: external side of plasma membrane. The transcript has 2 exons.